Molecule: messenger RNA, 4151 nt
Organism: Phacochoerus africanus (Common warthog)
Lineage: Eukaryota; Metazoa; Chordata; Mammalia; Artiodactyla; Suidae
Gene: ZNF185
Product: zinc finger protein 185 with LIM domain
Exons: 24
Coding region: 114-2174 (686 amino acids)
Source: RefSeq, a predicted model, not a curated record
GCCGGCGCUGCCCACCUGAGGGAGCCCGCGCCCCGCGCCCGCCCCGCGAGCCGGGCACCUGCGCCAGGAGCCCUGUUGAAUAGCCAGUGAGAAGGGACCGGCCGAGCAGCGCCAUGAGUAUCUCAGCUCUCAGGGGCAGCAGCAAAGGGAAGGCCCUCCCCCCGGGCGAGGAGGAGCGCAAUAACGUCCUCAAGCAGAUGAAGGUUCGAACCACACUGAAGGGGGACAAGAGCUGGAUCACCAAGCGGGAUGAAUCGGAGGGCCACACCCUAGAGCUGCCCUCCGGCCGGAGCCGUGCCACAUCCUUUUCAUCAGCUGGGGAGGACCCUAAAGCCAGGUCCCCGAGCGCAAGGGCUCCCACUGGCUACAUCAUCCGGGGAGUUUUCACCAAGCCCGUCGACAGCUCGUCCCAGCCCCAGCAGCAUUUCCCCAAGGCCAACGGAGCUCCGAAAAGCGCUGCCGGUCUGAUGAAAGCCGCACCGGCUGGGCCUCCCCGCCCCUCGUCUUCUGGCUACAAGAUGACCACGGAGGAUUACAAGAAGCUGGCACCGUACAACGUCAGGCGCAGCUCAGCAUCGGGGCCUGCUGGAGAGGAGGAGGCAUCCUCCUCUUCUGAGGAGCAGAAACGGAGGUCAGAGGCUGCAAGCAGCGUGCUGAGGAAGACAGCUUCGCGGGAGCACUCGUACGUUCUGUCGGCAGCCAAGAAGAGCACCGGCAGCCCCACCCAGGAGACACUGGCCCCGUUCAUGGCAAAGAGGGUCGAGGUGGUGGAUGAGGAUGGGCCUUCCGAGAAAAGCCAGGACCCACCUGCUCUGGCAAGACCCCCUCCCGGCUCCAGCAGUGGGGAUGGCAGCCGAGCCACCGUGUCUCCGGCCAUUUGGAUGGAGCGCACACCGAGUCAGCCUAGCCCCGCCGGGACUCGGGAGCCCAGUGCAAGAGCUGAGGAGAUCGUCCACCUGCAGAUCAUGACACCGGGGGCAGGACUCCAUCUGGUGGCCCCAGACCUGGAAGGAAAGAGGCUUUCCCCAGGUCCCAAAGAGAAGGAGGCCACCAACCCCAGAGAGCCCCAGAGAGACGUGACUGGUGAAGGGGCCCUCGAGGGCCAUGACCCAGACUCCGAAAGAUCAAGUGCACAGUCAAGGGAAGGCAACGUGGGAUCCAGAGCCAUGGGCUCCCCACCUGAAGGAUUGGCUGGAGUAGACAUCAGCUCUGGGAGAGGAGGGCUGUGCCCAGCUGCUGGCUUUACCUCUCUCCUGCGUGAUCAGGACAUGCACACUGCCAACUCGCAGCCUCACACACCGGGACCACUGGCUGCCAGCGACCUGGCUGGUUUUGAGAAGAACGUGGUCACCAAGGAGGGAGAGGAGGCCUGGCAGGGGAGGCCCGGAGCCCUAAGAGAUGGCCAGGGAGACCCAGCUGUGCCCACCCAGCAGCCUGCAGAUCCCAGCACCUCAGAGCAGCAGAGCAGCUCCAGAAAACCUGAGCAGCUCCUGGAAGUGGACAGCCAGGCCAACAGCGACCUGGCUGGUUUUGAGAAGAACGUGGUCACCAAGGAGGGAGAGGAGGCCUGGCAGGGGAGGCCCGGAGCCCUAAGAGAUGGCCAGGGAGACCCAGCUGUGCCCACCCAGCAGCCUGCAGAUCCCAGCACCUCAGAGCAGCAGAGCAGCUCCAGAAAACCUGAGCAGCUCCUGGAAGUGGACAGCCAGGCCAACAGGAUAACAAACCCUUCGAGCUGUAUGGCCACUGUUACCAUUACUGCCACGUCUGAGCAGCCUCAUGUUUACACCCCAGCCUCCCCAAGUGAAUUGGAGCCCAACUCAGCCAGCAAAGGGAUUCUCUUUGUGAAAGAGUAUGUGAAUGCUGGUGAAGUAUCUUCUGGGAAGCCACUGUCUUCAUUUUAUGGCAGCAACACUGAGGACUCGUGCAGCAUGGCGGAGAAACUCCCAUUUGACACUCCUCCAUACCCUGAGCAAAUAAGUGCAGGGAUCUGUACUUACUGCCAUCGGGAGAUCCGAGACUGUCCAAAGAUUACCCUAGAACAUCUUGGCAUCUGCUGCCAUGACUACUGCUUUAAGUGCGGGAUUUGCAGUAAACCGAUGGGUGAGCUUCUAGAUCAGAUCUUCAUUCACCGUGACACCAUCCACUGUGGGAAGUGCUAUGAGAAGCUCUUCUAGCUGCUCCACGCUGAGAAGAAGCUGACGACUUCUGGACAAGUUUGACUGUCCCCAGUUGCGCUUCCCGUACUCCCUCCCUCCUGCAUUUGAUUUCUUCAUCUUUUUGCCCCUUUUAGGUUGUACUUGCUUACAUCCAGGAGUGAAUCUUAAUGAUUCUAUGAUAAUUACUUCUCUGUGCAGCUUUUUAUAGCUUAGAAGGCACUCGACAUCCCUGACCUUGCUUCAGGCUCAAGCAAAGACAACUGCACAGGAAUGCCGUUCUGGCUUCCCUAAGACACAUCAGCUUCCUGAUGAUGAGUUUAGGUGGAGGUGGCCUCCUAUAGUAGGCAUGGACACAAGUGUGGGAUUCGGUGUUCCUGACUCUUGGGACAGAGAGCAAAUCACAUUCUGGUUCAAAGCUCUGAGCGGACCUUGGGGACUUGAGAGGAGAAGGAGACCCCCUGAAGAUCCUGAGGUUAAAGACUGUCGACGAUCCCGGGUGGGGAAAUUGCAGACACUGAAUACUAGGAAUGAAUGUAGACUAAUGUUUAGCUUUUAAACUUUCCAUAUACUUUUACAUCGAGUUAGUUGCUUCUGCUUGAGUUACAUAGCAGAUCUUAAUGACCCCCCUUCUUCCUGCAUUUCAGUAUCGUUGAGUUUUUCCUGCAGGCAUGUGAACAUGUAUUAGAAAGUUUAUACAUUACAUUUAAAUUCUAUAGGAUGUGAUUCUUAGGAGUCUGCUCACCAAAGGGAUAUCUUUGUCUGACUCUGGAUAGCUAACGAAUACCUUUGUCCUCAAUUUCCAAUCCCUCAGCUUUACACAGAAAUCUCCUAGUAACACCCCACUUAGAGCAACAGACAGAUCAUCCAGCAUCAGCUAACAUAUCUUGAGGCUUUACUAUUUAGCAGAGGCAUUAUCACAAAGUGAUGGCAUAAAUCCCUAGACUAAUCUUCUACCCAAUUUGCUGAUGAGGAUACUGAGGCUCAGAGAGGUGGUCAUUGCAUCGUGCAGAACCAUUGCUGUCUCUGUCCAGAGCCCACGCUCUCUCCAGUAACAGUAACCACAACCGUGAGCUUUGAUUUGGUGCUGAGUAUAUGCCAAACACUGUGUGGGGAUUGCCUAAUCCUACCAGGCAACACCACCCCCCUAAGGCCUUCCCUUAGGCACACUUUUACAAAGAGGGGAAGGGGUGAAAUCACACCGCUUUGGUGGCCCUCCCUCACCUCCCUUUUCCAAGAAAACACUUCUGAAUGGAGAUACUCUCAGCUGGGAAGAGAUCUGACUCACAGACUUUCCCAAGCUAGUGGCAAGUCCUGAGACGCUCAGUACUUGCAACAGGGACACCUGUUGGCCAGCUGACUGAGUGUUUUUCCGAUAAAAAAUGAGGGCCUUUUCUCUUGGUUUAGUUAAAAAAUGUCUCUCCCUCUCUAGCCAGUUUCUGAGUCUUAUGAACAUGGGUGGACUUGUUCCUCCUGCCAAAUGAUCGGAGAGGGACUUUUCAUUCAUGUCCAUAGAUCUGCAUCAGAUCUACACCGGAGGGGAGAAGUGGGAGAAUGUGCCGUGUACCGACACUAAAUAUACUGACACUGGUUUUGCUCAAGACUAGCCCUCAAUGUGGGACUUGGCACAUGGUAGGGACUGACACACAGGUGCUAAAUGAAUGGGUGAAAGGGAAAGAAAGGUCAUGCCUUUGGGAGGGAGGUGCCACUCCUGAGUCCCGGCACAGACCCAGCUGAUGGAGUGCUAGCCAAGAAAGGCUAGCUUCCCCGCCUUCAAGAUACGCUCUGCCUUUCAGCGAGUUUUAGAACCAACAUGCAAGAUGUAGAUUGCAAUCUGAAACAGUCUCCUUCAUGUUUAAAACAGAAUUCUGCACACUUAAGAAAGAGAGGUAGUUGCAUUACAUUUUUGCUCCUUUUUGGUUGCCUAGCAUUUUUAACCAUACUUGCUUAUUAACUCAUAUUAAUGUACACAAUUAUAAUAAAUGGUAAGAUAUUUCA